Messenger RNA from Thalassophryne amazonica, 381 nucleotides. It is a transcript of the gene senp6b, whose product is annotated as SUMO specific peptidase 6b. Gene Ontology annotation, biological process: protein desumoylation. Bases 1 to 381 code for a protein of 126 amino acids. NCBI's taxonomy places the organism in Eukaryota, Metazoa, Chordata, Actinopteri, Batrachoidiformes, Batrachoididae. Gene Ontology annotation, molecular function: SUMO-specific endopeptidase activity. The transcript has 4 exons. The record is from RefSeq and is a predicted model, not a curated record. Gene Ontology annotation, cellular component: cytoplasm; nucleus.
AUGAUGAAGAGGCCGUGCUUCCUCGUCAUGGAUUCGCUCAAUCUGUCGAGCCACGAGGACGUCUGCAAACACCUUCGAGAUUACCUACAGGUGGAGUGGGAGGUCCGAAAGUGCACGCCCCGCCUCUUCACGCAAGCUGCAAUGCCGAACAUCGCCUGCAGGGUCCGCCAACAGGACAACGGCUACGACUGCGGGCUGUACCUGCUGCAGUAUGUGGAGAGCUUCCUGCAGAACCCCGUGGUGCACUUUGGCUCCCCCAUUGACUUACAAGGCUGGUUUCUACGGAAACGAGUGCGGCAGAAGAGGCAGAAGAUCAGGAGGCUGAUUCUCCAGAUGCAUCGCGAGCAGAAGCAGAAGGAAUCAGACACACAACCACCGUGA